This is a messenger RNA of Closterium sp. Naga37s-1, 5136 nucleotides long. NCBI's taxonomy places the organism in Eukaryota, Viridiplantae, Streptophyta, Zygnematophyceae, Desmidiales, Closteriaceae. The record is from the annotation of a GenBank genome assembly.
AUGGCGCCGUCUAUUUCCAUACGCCGCCCUUCCGCGACAGUCCUCGUCCCGCUCCCUCGCGCCAGGCGCGGAGCGCGAAGAUCGCAACGGCAAAAAUGUGUGUCGCGAGCGAGUUCUCCCACCGUAGAAGCGACCACAACACCCACCAAUGAUGGCAGUCCACCACUCAGCGCCUCUCGCCUCCAUUCUCCGUCCUCGCUCGCGCUACUGCUUCCCGCCCUCCUCCUACUCGCCGCCCACGUGCUUUCCCUUGCUGCCGCGUCCGCUGUCGAUGUGCCAUCGCUUAUACCAGCGGAGGCGACGAACUGGGCAGGAGCGGCGACGAAGCGCGUGAGCGCGAUGGCAGGGGCGGGCGACAGGAGCGAGCGCAGUGCCGGGAAGGAGGGUGAGAGGCGACCUGGAGGAAAUUCAGGCGGCGUAACGAGCGGGACUGACGCGGAAGAGUCGAGAGUCUACAUCGUCCGCUUCCGCACAGCGCCCCCGGUCACCGCGUACACCGGUGGAUUUGAGGGCCACAGCCCCACCGCCGUGUCGUCACGAGGCCGCGGGGGAGGCAAAUCUGGGCGGUAUCGUUUGGACUCUAGUGAUAAGCGGGUGGUGGCGUACUCGCAGCACGUGCAGGCGAUGCAAGACGCGGAGUUGACACGUGGCGGCGUAAAUGCGAGGAAGCAGAAGCUGUACAGUUACACGUUUGCGCUCAACGGAGCAGCAGUGCGCCUCACCCCCGCGCAGGCGGCUGCGCUGCGUAAGCAGGCGGGCGUGUCGGCGGUGUCGGCGUCUGCGCGACUGCAUGCGCGCACCACGUACACACCGUCACUGCUGGGGCUGCGCAACCGCAUGUGGCGGUGGCAGGACCAGCGGGGGAGGGUGCUCAAGGGGGAGGACGUGAUCGUGGGCGUCAUCGACACGGGCGUGUGGCCCGAGAACCCCGCCUUCAGUGACCAAGUCUCCCCACCAUAUGGCCCCGUUCCCGCGCGGUGGAAGGGGGGUUGCGGCAAGGAGAAUGCGAUGGACUUUCCGGCACGGCUGUGCAACGGCAAGCUGGUGGGCGCUAAGUACUUCAUGAAGGGCUUCGCGGCGGACGAGCCGGUGGACUGGCGCUUCGACUACGCGUCGCCCAGAGACGUCGUGGGCCACGGCACGCACACCUCCAGCACGGCAGCGGGCAAUCAGUGGAACCAAGUGACCCUAGGCAACGUGACGUUCGGCACAGCCAGUGGGGUGGCACCCAGGGCCCGAGUGGCCAUCUACAAGGUGGUGUGGGCGGGCAAGGACGGCAGCUACAGCGCGGACACGGCGGACGUGGUGGCGGCGAUCGAGGCGGCGAUAGAAGACGGUGUGGACGUGCUGAGCCAGUCGCUGGGCAAGAUGUUCUCCUCGCCCUUUGACGCCGAUGAGAUCGCCUUCCUGCACGCCGCUCAGGCGGGCAUCUUCACGGCCUUGGCGGCGGGCAACAUGGGCGGGCAGCUGCUGAGCAUGCUGGACCACCCCAGCCCCUGGUACACCACCGUCGCCGCCAGCGAUACCGGGCGGCGCUACGCCACGAAGCUGACAGUGGCGGGCAACCGCACCUUUGUGGGGCUCUCCUUCAUGGGCCACCCGCCUCUCCCCAAAGCCGCUCCUGCUGUGUUUCCCCUCGUGGAAGGGGAGGCUGCAGUGGGUGCAGGGCAAUCCAAAAUGCGGGCGCGCUAUUGCCAGCGUGGGUCCCUGGACCCUGGCAAGGUGAGGGGCGCCAUCCUCAUCUGCAUCCGCCCCGACUCUGACAGCGUUGACAUUGACAGGGCAACUGACACGCUGCCAAUGAGCCGUGUGGCCGCUGCUAUCGGGGCAGCGGGCGUGGUGAUCGUCAACGCCGCUGCCAAGAUGGGCACAGCUGCUGUGAUGCAUCCCAUCCCGGCGUGCCACUUGAACGUGUGGGCCCUGCAGCCCCUUCUGGCGUUGCUGCGCAGUACGAAGAGUCCCCUGGGCUCCCUGUCCCCUGCACUCACAGUGUACGGCGAUGCCCCCACAGUUGCAGCCUUCUCCUCAAGGGGCCCCGUGGAGGACCUCGAUGGGGCGGCAGGGCGCACCUUUGGGCGGCAGUUGAACGAUGUGGUGAAGCCCGAUGUGGUGGCGCCGGGGGUGGAGAUAUGGGCGGCGUGGACGCAGUCUGUGAAGCAGGACGCGCUCAGCUCCAUUGCCCCUGGGGCAGCUGCUCACAUGGGUCCCCUUGCUCCCCACCCAUUUCCCCCUCUGCCACGUGCAGGAGUGGUGAGAGUAGUAGCGUCGGCGUUCAAUGUCAACACAGGCACGUCCAUGGCCACCCCCCAUGUGGCCGGUGCAGCAGCACUCCUCAUACAGGCACACCCCAACUGGAGCCCCUUCGCUGUCAAGUCUGCCAUCCAAACCUCCGCCUCUGCACUCACCCGCUUCGGCCGACCCAUCCCAACAGAGUCAGGGCGCCAAGCCUCCCCGUUUGACAUGGGCUCGGGGCACUUGACCCCCACAGCUGCGGUGAAUCCAGGUCUGGUGUAUGAUGCCACGUCAGCCGACAUGAUUCGGUUCUUAGUUUCUGUGGAUGAGCUCAAAGCCAGGAAUAUCGGCGCGAAAACGGCUUAUGGCAAGGGAGGCAGUGGAGGGCGUGACAUGCAGAAGGGGAGCAUCCGGACGCACCAGCGCUCCACCGCACACCAGGACGCACACGCCGAGAUGAAGUCGAAGGAGAGCCGGAAGCUUCGUCAAACGCUGCUGAGCGAGUUCGAGGGGUUGGAUCGCAGCACUCUUCACAUCAUCAUUGCUCUCAAGACUACCGUGUACAUCUGCAAGUCGGAGGCGCCAAUCACCUCCUACGUGGGCACCAUCAAGUUCAUGGCCGAGCUCGGUGUCCCGAACCUUCCCUUGGAUUCCAAGGGAAACUACUUUUCGGAGGAGGCGUUGGCCGCGAAGGAUGCCGCUGAGAAGGUGACGGAGUUCAACAUUAUAGACCAGGCGGUGCGCAACGUGGCGGAGCAGCUUUCUAGGUCGAGCAACUGGCACCGGCGAUUCGAGCACCUUCAGGAGUACAUCUGCGAAACCAACCUGGAGCUGCAGGGGAUCCACGACGUGCGAUGGCUCUCUAGAGGAGAGGCAGUCAAGCGGUUUGCCAAGGUUCUGCCGGCGACAAUCGUCCUGCUGCACGAUUUCAAGCACGCGCUAUACGAAACGGUCACCUCUUUCAAAUUCCACUUCAUGCUUUUCUUCCUUGCAGACAUUCUUGCCGUGCUCAACGAGCUCAACGCCAAGUUCCAGAAGCAGCAGGUGACAUGUGGAGUGUUUUGCAACUAUUCAUCCCACGCCCACUCACAGGUUGACAUCACUGUGGUCGCGGGGGAGGUGUCACUCGCUUGCCGGACGAUCGAGGUGCGUUACGUGGACUGCGAGGAUCGUUUCGGCAACGAUCAGUCGCCCCUGCUCUGCGCGUUCCUGAAGAAACACGGCAACCCCCAGCACCGCGAAGUCACCGUCCAAGGCGUGGACCAGAACGGCGAAGCUGCAGAGCACGAGUUCGUGCUUCACGAGCGCAAGAUCCCAGGCCAUAAGACUGGCGGGGACUACUAUUCCUGCAAGGUGGUGUGCCAGGAGUUUGCGAGGGUCUGCGUUGCGCGACUGGAGUUCCGCCUAGAAGACCUCAAAAACCUGGCCGGCUCCAAGCUUUUCCGGCCAUCGUGCUAUCCCGACGACAACGCGCAGCGGAUGAAGAAGUGCCGCGAGUGUCGCCCUAGUGAUGUUUCUUCUCUUCCUCUCGCCAUGGCUUCCCUUCCUGCCGCGGAGGACUCGCCUGAGACCGCCCCGGAGAAGCCACCCGAUCAUAGGGAUAGCGGCCUAGAUUUCCUUCGACGUAGCGUAGCUCCGGUCACACCAGAACCUCUUGUUACCGCUGCAGUUGUUAAUACCGACGUGAACCCAUCGUCCAGCAAGGAGCCGCAGCCGGCCCCCAAUCCCGCGCCUUCCCCAGCGCCGUUCACUCUCCUUCCCGCCAUCGCGUCGUCCAGUAAAGCGCCUCCCUCUGCAGUUGGUAGCAGCGGCUGCAACGAUGCCGCUCCCGCGUCCGAGGGUCGUACGGCUAAGAAGGCGCGCACGUUUGUACUGCGAGGCAAGCUACAGCAGAGCACGUUGACCUUCGGCGGUGUGCGCGUGCCACCACCUAGUGCACCCGAGGAGGAGGAGCCCGAACCUGAGGAACCAGAGGAGAUACCUGUACGUGCGGACACCAACUCCCCCGUUCUGUCCAGGGCUGAGCUGAUGGAGCAGAAGUACAUAGAGGCAAGUGUCAAGUACAACACGCAGUGGUUGCCGAAAUUCCCGUGGCUGCUCUUGCUUCGCGCUAAAGAUGGUGGUCCUAGUGUGAAGUGCAGUGUGUGUCUCUCAUUCGGCAAAGAGACAACGAAGUACUCAGGUCCUGGUGACGGCGGCCGAGACCUGCAGACGCAGACGAUGCGUAUCCACGAGCACACAUCGGUCCACAAGGAGGCAAUGCAGCGUCAGGCGGAGAUUGCGGAGGCGAUUUCGAACGGCCAGACGGAAAUCGACCGCUUCAUGAACGCGGACGUGGAGGGUCGGCGAGCUAUCCGGCUGAUGCGGUCGGUGCAGUUUCUCUGCCAGGAGGACACGCCCAUCAGCAUGUUCCCGAAGCUGAUGAGGCAUCUCGCUGAGCAGGACACCCCCGACAUCCCAAAGCAAGCCUACGGGGUGUACCUCACGCGAGAGGCAUUGGCGGUGAAGGACACUGCCACUUCAAAUCCGGACCUCGCGAUGGUGGACACGGUGGUCCGCACGCUUGCUCAACGCCUUGGCGCCUCCAGCCACUGGAGCCAGCAGUUCAAGUACCUGCAGCGCGUCAUUUACAACACGAACCUCGAGGUCCAGGGAAUUCACAGCGUGCGCUGGCUGUCCCGGGGCGACGCGGUGAAGCGACUAUGCAAGGUGCUGGGCGCUGCGAUUAUUCUCUUCCACGAGAAGGAGCACGACUUGUACGAGACAGUUACAUCGUACAAGUUCCAGUUCUGCCUCUUCUUCCUUGCAGACAUCCUCGGCGACCUUAACGAUCUGAACCGGUCGUUUCAAAAGCGGAGGCAGCGUUGUAUGAAUGGUUUUGGCUUUCGUGAAAUCCAAUACUGA